AUGAAGAACGCGAAGCAGCGCGUGGAUGAGGGCCAAGAAUAUGUGGUUGAAAAAAUUCUCAAUAAACGUGUUCGCAAUGGUGUCACAGAAUAUUUUCUGAGUUGGAAAGGAUUCCCCGCUUCUGAAAAUACUUGGGAGCCAGAGGAGAAUCUCGACUGUCCUGAUCUUAUCCGGGUAUGCCAUUAUUUUACCGUUUUUUUUUUUUUUAAAUUUUUUUGUUCACAUAAAAAUAAAGAAGCUUUCGAGGAGGCUGCUCGUGCCAAGAAGCAAGAAGAAGAGACUGCAAUGUGCUCUGGCCUUGAACAGGGCUUGGAUCCGGAAGAAAUUUUGGGUGCGACAAGUGUCGGUGGACAGCUGACAUUCCUGAUCAAAUGGAAGGGAUCCGAACGAGCCGAUAUGGUUCCGGCUGCAGUUGCCAACAAAAAAUGGCCGCAGCUUGUCAUCGGUUUCUAUGAAGCUCGUAUACAGUGGAAGGAGUCCACCCCCUAA
Messenger RNA from Gongylonema pulchrum, 489 nucleotides. NCBI's taxonomy places the organism in Eukaryota, Metazoa, Nematoda, Chromadorea, Rhabditida, Gongylonematidae. The record is from the annotation of a GenBank genome assembly.